AUGGACGAUGCUACGCGUCCUAGCAUCUUUGAUUCAUCUGAUUCAUCAGAUGAACCAUCGCCGAAGCGAAGGCGCUCGAGGUCGCGAGACUCGGGCGCUAAUAGUGGUGUCGGUUCUCCUAUUGACACCACUUCACAGCGAGGUGCCAGUACUUCUGUCGGCACGUCGCAGGAAGAGCGGGACCGCAAUGUGUUGCGUCUCGCUCCAGAAAAGAAGGCAUGGAUGCCUCCCAAAUCAGUCAUGGAUCACUUGUCGGCGGCGACGAGUGAUCGUUAUCGAACACGAAUGUUCGAUUCGUCUAGGAUCCAUCACCUUGACCCCAGCGCGAAAAACUAUCGCGCUGAACAUGAAUUCUUCAUCGAUGCUUUCUUCAGACAUCGAUGGUACAGUGGGAACCACAAGCGUGAUGGUCCCUCACUACUUCAAGCGUGGAACGCCUACAUCCAUAACCUUGAGGAUGUAGGUCGUGACGCUUGGAACGACAAACUUAUCAAAGCUCGUGAUAAGUUUGAAAAGCGAACCCCGACAGGGAUUGACAACCUGAAAUCCCUUUACGACCGUGCCGGGAAGACUUUCUCCGGCGGUCCUUCUGCGGCACAGGAUGUGCCGCGUCGUACUGCUCAACCAGACCCAGUACGUCGAUCAUCAGUUGGAAGCGGGGCUCCCAAGAAUCCCAGGACGGGGGAUAGCCGCGCCACCGGACGAGAUAACUCGUCCGACGUCCGUUCACGUCGCGGUGGUUCAACAGCUGCUCAACUAGAUAGCGCUGGCCACCGCGAGAGUCCUCUAAUGGAGGUGGAGGAGGAGGAAAGACGCUCUCCACACGAUCAUGUGGAUCGGUGUGUUCCCGAGAGCUUCUUUGAUCGCGAAACGCAAGGGUUACGCGACGAUCUCGAACAUGAGCGGAAUAGGCGUCUCCAACUGGCGGACGCUGUCUCGAGGCAUCGAGAUGAGUUUGCCUUUGCUCAGCUUGAGAACGAGAGAUCUCUGACAUCUCUUCGUGACGAGCUAAGGGUAGCUCGUGGGAUUGCUGAUCGGUCUCGGGAUGAGAUAGCUGCUCUUCAGACCCUUGUUGAUGCCCACCAUCGGGAGCACAAGGCUCUCUGCGAGAUGCUUGAGCGCAAGGGCGUUCUUCAUCGGAAGAAGCAGCGUACUGAUGGUACGGCUUAA
Peronospora matthiolae is the source of this 1170-nucleotide messenger RNA. The record is from the annotation of a GenBank genome assembly. Lineage: Eukaryota; Oomycota; Peronosporomycetes; Peronosporales; Peronosporaceae.